AUGGACCUCGAGGACAUCACCUACGAGUACUCCCGCGAGGAAACGAUUGCCGCCGUGUCCGAUUACUACACCUUCCUCACCCAGAUGUACAUUGAAGAUUCCCACGUCGUCUACCCACCGCCCGGGGGCUGGCCCGAAAUCGUCAACGCCGACCCCGCCGUGCUCCAGUCCUUCGGCAAGUCGGACGAGGUUCUGGCACUGCUGGCUCACCUGCCAUACAUCCGAUGCUCCUGGGAAAAUCCCGCCGAGGUUGCCCCCGGCUGUACCGUCGCCGAUUGGCCCGACCUCAUCACAAGUCUCUCGAAACCCCUGCGUCCCGGUGAAUCCGUCACCCAAGCCAGGUCAGUACGUCUCGCCACCGAGGGUACAUUUUGCGAUAUAUCGCCCUCCCAUGUCGUCGGUUUGACCACUAGCCUCGACCAAGCGAUGGUGCUCGAUACAAAGCACGGCAUCAUCCAUUGGGAAGACUGUCCCGGCAGGAUCGACUUCGGAGGGCAUUGUAAGACCAACGUCGAUUGGUCGGAGUUGGACGACGGGGUAUCGCAAGAAGAGGCAGACUGGCGCUACGGCGCAACUGCUUGGACCAUCCCUGACUUUUUUGAGGUCCUCAAGGAUCAGUUCAUACGACUAAACUGGCUUCCCAUCAGCCACUUCACUGUGCGGGAGGCCCAGGGUGAAUACCACGGCGAAGAAGGCAUGAUGGCCAUGCUGAAGGACACCUAUCGGCAACAUGGCUGGCCCGACUUGACCGUUUACAGCAAGUCCGACUGUGUGAAGGCUGUGAAGAAAGCCAUGGCCGAAGGGUACCCCGAAUCUGUUUGCUACCGAAGGGACAUUUGA
Molecule: messenger RNA, 840 nt
Organism: Chaetomium fimeti
Lineage: Eukaryota; Fungi; Ascomycota; Sordariomycetes; Sordariales; Chaetomiaceae
Exons: 1
Coding region: 1-840 (279 amino acids)
Source: RefSeq, a predicted model, not a curated record